Molecule: messenger RNA, 2285 nt
Organism: Meira miltonrushii
Lineage: Eukaryota; Fungi; Basidiomycota; Exobasidiomycetes; Exobasidiales; Brachybasidiaceae
Product: G-alpha-domain-containing protein
Exons: 2
Coding region: 161-2233 (690 amino acids)
Biological process (GO): adenylate cyclase-activating G protein-coupled receptor signaling pathway
Cellular component (GO): heterotrimeric G-protein complex
Molecular function (GO): G-protein beta/gamma-subunit complex binding; G protein-coupled receptor binding; guanyl nucleotide binding
Source: RefSeq, a predicted model, not a curated record
CAAUCAAAGGAGAGAAGAGCUAUAAAAGGAACACAUCCUUCCGAUCAAGCAUGGAACAAAUCUUUUCUUGCCCUCUACAAAUCGGUUGAAGAGAAGGAUUCAUUUGUUACAUAUUGCUUCACUCAAGAAUUGCCUCAUUUCACUCAAAACCAUCGUUGAAAUGUCUUGCAGAAUGGAAAUCUUGCCGCUUCAGCCGCAACAUAUGAGCAAUUCAAGGCAAAGAACGAAUUAUAAAAGGCAAUCACUUUUGAACAUCCAUCAAUCCAUUCAUACGACCAUCGGAUAUUCCGUCGCCAACAGUACUUCUACUACUUUAAAUCAUCAUUCUACUUCUUUUGAAUCACCGGUUUUCGGUCUUCCACAGUCAAAACCUCUUCCUCCUUCCCCUCAAGAACAACUACAGCUACAGCAGCAUUCAAGAUCAUUUUCCAUCUCUCGACUUCCUCCCACACCUAUCAAAGAGCGUUUUUCAUUCUUGGAAUUCCAGAAAAAGAUGCUAUCCAAUGCCGUGCAAAAUCGAAAAGUUCGAAAUCUUUCCAGUGCAUUUGGUUCAAAUGGCGUUACGGGCAGGGUGAAAAGUUUGACGUUGAAAAGCGGAAGGAGAAGCAAAGACAAUUUGAGAGGGACAGGAAAUGAUGAAGAUCCACUGAGUAUUGCUCUAAGGCCUCCCAAUAAUGAAACCGAAGAAGAAAAACAAGAACGCAUACAGGCUGAAGUGGCUGCAAAAAAGAGAAGUGAUGAUAUCGAUAAAACAAUUCGAGAAGAAGCAAGUCGGGCAAAAGAUGAUCGAACGGCAGAAAAAACGAUUCUCUUACUUGGUCAAGCAGAAGCAGGGAAGACGACAAUCAUGAAACAGAUGCGUAUGAUGUAUGCGCCCGAAAGGCAAGAGAGGCUUCGUAAUGCAUGGACGGAUGUGAUUUAUCUCAAUAUAGUGUUAGCCGUGAAAAGACUGGUGGAAGUACAAACGAUGCAAAAUGGUAAGAGCGCUAUUAGGAGGAUGGAUAGCACGCAAAGCAUAUCAUCUCCCGUUCUCUCAAGCCUGAGUCCGAGUCGAGCUACAUCACCAACACAUCAAACAUUUGAAGAAGCGAAAAAGAGUCAUUCUCAAAACUCCAAGAUGCUUUUGCUUAAGUUGCGCUUUGCACCACUUUUAUCAAUGGAAGCUGAACUACGCGGAAAGCUUGGAACGCUGGAUGAAACCGUGAUUCAACAGAGAAGACCGCAACAAGAAGUUCGUCGAUCGUCCAGCUUCUCUCAUGAAAGCUUAACCCUAUCCUCGAAACUAUCUCCUUUGGUCCUCAAGGCCAAUUGGCAGGAUAAAAUGCUAACAGACUAUUAUCAAGACGAAACGGAGCAACACACUUUGACCGAGUCAACAGCACGCAAGAGCCUUUCCAGUCGAUUUGCACGAAAAGCUGCUGGCCGUUCGCUAUCGAAUGCAAGUACAGACACAACUUAUCAUAGUGGUGGUCUUCAAGAUGAGACAACUCAACCGAUGCGCAAAAAGAUGUACUGUUUGUUGGAUGCGACGAAGAAGGAUAUCAUAGAUCUUUGGAGAAAGUUUUGCAAGGGUGACUUGGUCAAAGAUUUCUCCAACGAUUCAACAGCCUACUUUCUCAGUAACAUCGAACGAUUUGCUUCACCUGAUUUCAAGCCGACUGAUGAUGACAUCUUGCGAGCUCGUGUUCGUACGCUGGGCGUAUUUGAAGAACGAUUUUACGUCAAUCGUCAUAUGUCUUAUCGGAUCGUUGACGUUGGCGGUAGUCGAUCACAAAGAAAUGUCUGGGCACAAUUCUUCUACAAUGCAACCGCAAUUAUCUUCUUGGCGCCCAUUUCUGCAUUCGAUGAAAUGCUCAGCGAGGAUGUUGAGACAAACAAGGUUGUUGACAGUUUGGAAAUUUGGAAACAGAUCGUCAGCAGUCCGCUGUUGCUAAAAGUGUCUUUGAUUUUAUUCUUGAACAAGAUGGACAUACUCGAACUCAAGCUGCUGAAGGGCAUUCGAGUUAGAGAUCACUUCAAGCGAUAUAAAGGACCAAAUGAGUUUGAAGAUGUAUGGAGGUACUUCCGUUCAUUGUUCUUGCUCGUUGCCCGUGAUCAGGAGGGAAAAGCUCCAACCCGUAGCUUAUACGUUCAUCGAACUACAGCAACCAGUACAACGGAAAUCCGAUCAAUUCUUACUUCAUGUCAGGAUAUUAUUCUCCGCCAACAUUUACGAGAUUCUGCAUUGACAUGAUCUCAGUAGUCGCACUUAUCACUCAUUUACACGCUGCUGAAUGUGAACAAUA